Molecule: messenger RNA, 2791 nt
Organism: Fopius arisanus
Lineage: Eukaryota; Metazoa; Arthropoda; Insecta; Hymenoptera; Braconidae
Gene: sip3
Product: septin interacting protein 3
Exons: 5
Coding region: 166-1833 (555 amino acids)
Source: RefSeq, a predicted model, not a curated record
AGCUGUUUCAGCGCCCUGGACAGCUCAGUUGUCAAAAAAAAACCUCCAGCAACACCAGAUAUCACCCCCAAAGUGCUAAUGCCUGAUAUCAGAGAUUGCGUUUAUUCAAUUGUCACUCGGUAAUUCGAAUUUUUGUGUUUAUAUGGUGAGCUGAUGGUUUAAAACAUGAGGGCGGCUGUGGUAAUGCUUGUGAGUGUUGCACUCACGUGUUUAGUUAUUGGUAAUGCAUAUUACCAGAAAAAACAGUUCUAUCCUUCUGUCGUCUACAUAACCAAGUCAAAUCCUAGUAUGGCUGUCAUCUACGUUCAGGGUCUCAUCAUUGUGUUCAUGACCAAUACCUUCCUCAGGAAGAUCUUCUUCGGCAAUCUCAGGGCUGCUGAGCUAGAGCACCUGGUAGAGAAGGCCUGGUACGCAGUGACAGAGACCUGCCUGGCGUUCACAGUCUUCAGGGAUGACUUCAGUCCCAAGUUCAUAGCAUUAUUCACUUUAUUACUGUUUCUCAAGUCGUUCCAUUGGCUUGCUGAGGACAGAGUCGACUACAUGGAGAGGAGUCCAGUGAUCACAUGGCUAUUUCACUUGCGUGUUGCUACACUUCUUACUCUUCUGUCGUGCAUUAAUUACACGAUGAUAGAGUACGCUUAUAAUUCAACAAUCACUAAAGGUGCAUCUGUGCAAUUGGUCUUUGGAUUUGAAUACGCUAUUCUAAUGACUGUGGUACUCAAUAUCAGUGUCAAGUAUUUUCUGCAUACGGUUGAUCUCCAAAAUGACACACCGUGGGAAAAUAAACCUGUUUUGCUGUUGUACACUGAAUUAAUCAUUGGCUUAAUCAAGGUGAUUCUGUACGUUGCAUUCGUCAGCGCAAUGGUAAAACUGUAUACCCUCCCCCUGUUCGCGGUGAGACCGAUGUACUACACGAUGAGAACUUUCAAGAAAGCUUUCCAGGACAUCGUGAUGUCCCGACGAGCAAUCAGAAACAUGAAUUCGUUCUACCCUGACGCAACACCAGAGGAGCUGGCAGCUGCUGACAACGUCUGUAUAAUCUGCCGGGAGGAGAUGGUGUCAGCGAGUAAGAAACUCCCCUGCAAUCACAUAUUCCACACAGCCUGCCUGAGAUCGUGGUUCCAGCGUCAGCAGACGUGUCCCACAUGUCGUUUAAAUAUUCUGAGACCUGCAACGCCGAGUCCUGAGAACAGACAGCAGAAUCAGCCCCAGGGGGGCCACGUCCUGGGUGGUCAAGGCCUCCAGCAAGGCCAAACCCCAGUGAAUCCUCAGGAUGGUCCACGACCGGAGCCAAUAACUCUGGCAAAUCUUAGAACAGCAAUGGGUCAGCCAUUUCCCCCAGAGGGAAUGCCUUUCUUCGCUCCACCAUUUCCAAAUGUUGUUCCAUUUCCACCUGUGCCAACACCACCACCCAAUUUGACAGCUCUCAGUGAAGAGGAGCUCAGGACGAUGGAAGGUAAUUUGAGACAGGCUGUCGAGGCCAGGAUAGAGACCCUCCAGAGGGUUCAGUUGCUAUUGGAUGCUGCCAAUGUUAUGAUGAAUCAGUACCAGACAGCAGCUGCCACUGCCAACAUCCCAGUGCCACCAACCACUAGCCCACAGCCACAUGCAGCCACCAGCAAUCCUGAUCCCUCGAAAACUCCAGGAUCCGUUUUUUCGGUUCCCACUGUCAACGCGAAUGUAACUCCAGGUGGAUCUGCUACUAUCUCGAGUACUGGAGGCACUGAACCAAUACCUACAACAUCCUCGAGUCAUCAAGAUCCAGACGAUGAGGCGUCGGUCCUCAGGCAGAGAAGACUCCAGAAAUUCUCGGUGCAGAGGACGCAGGACUAGAGUAAAUGGGAAAAUCGAGGGAAUUACGAGGGAAUCGUCUGGGUCGUCGGAAAUCCAGGGUCUUCAGCUUCCUGAUUGCUUCUGGAAGGCCAUCAGUUCUUGAUAUCGUGGGGAAGGGGUGGACAACGACCAGAAUGUGGGCACUGAAUUAAUAAUUGGUUUACUGGUGGAGUUGAAGACUGAAGUCCAAAAUUUUUAUUUACUCUCCAUUGAUCUCGGUAACGAGGGGCUCUAUGGGAUAAGUCUAUUUACCUUUUUUGUAGAGAAUUUCUCGAUCUUUAAUUAAUAUCUUGUGACAUUUUUUACUCAACCCAAGGGUUCCACAGAUAUCCUGAAAAAAACUGGCACCAAAAAUUUUAAAGUUUGAUUUUUAUAAAAAUUCUUCGGAUACUACUUUGUGGAUAACUCCCAGAGGGAGGGGUUGAGAGGAAAAUGUGAUAAGACAUUUUUUUCGGGGAAUUCCGUGGAUUUAAAAAAAUGUUUCUGACUUUUUCCUGUAAAUCCAGUCGUUAACGAGAUAAAUCGGCAAUUACGUCUCGUGAGGAAAUUCCACUCCACCACUGAAUCCCCUUCAUCAUCACCUUUUGUUAUAAUCGUUUUGUUUAUUGGUGUGUACAUAAUCUGAAUAUAUAAGGUACUAAACAGGUAAUUCUCUUCAUCUUCCAUUCGCUAUUAUCUCCAGAUCAUACAAAAAAUUGUAAUAUAUCGAGAGAAGAGUUACUCAAUGAGCAGAGGAUGUACAAUUAUCAAUUGUAUGUUAUGGCGUGCACUCAAUUGUUGUUAAUCAGUACUAAUAGAUGAGUUUGAAAGAUUUAUAGAUUCUCAGGUGAUAUUAAGAAAAUGUUUGGAGAAUUUCGAGUGGAAUAAUUGGAUAGACUGGUGGGGAUAUGCCAUACGUAUGUAAAAAUUCAUAAGGUUGGUUAUCACCACGUGUAAUAAACCUAUUUGUCUAUUGAAA